This is a messenger RNA of Penicillium digitatum Pd1, 2469 nucleotides long. NCBI's taxonomy places the organism in Eukaryota, Fungi, Ascomycota, Eurotiomycetes, Eurotiales, Aspergillaceae. The record is from RefSeq and is a predicted model, not a curated record.
AUGACGGUCGAGCAAGCGCCUGCACAGCUGAACUAUGACGGCGUCGUUUCUCAAAGCGAGGCGUCCGUUCAACAAAUCACACCAGAUCUCGGCUCCGCCAGAUUCCGCCCUCUUUCCGUCGCAAACACAUUGGCAACGACAGGCCCCCAAACAGCCAAUGAAGCUCUGACUCGGCCGACUAAAGCACUUGCCGCACACACUAAAGUUGCCAUUCCUCGGCAACGGGUCGCAACUGCCCCGCGCUAUAAUCGGCGAGUGCCCCGCGCACAAAUCAAAACCCUCUCGGAGAAAGCACUAGAAUACGAGAACCUGCUGAAGGAUUUGGGGGGCCUUGUUGACUUCAAUGCCGCGGAACGGAUCAGGAGCUUGUUGGACAAGCAUGGACCGGAAGUGGAUUACUCGUCGCAUAAUUCUCAGUCUCAAUCAGUAACCCCUCAUGAUGACAUUCCGGAAAACGAUGAGCCGACUUCGCCUUCGUCUAUCGGGUCUCUUGAGGCAAUUGAUCGAGUAGAAGAGGACAUCAAUCGAUCGGAACAUGCUAGAGCGACUGGCUACAUGGGGAAAAACUCAGAAAUUACCUGGAUGCAACGGCUUCAUAGAGAAGCAGACCAACGGGCUAAAGGUCUUCCGGGGAGUCUGGAGCCAGGGCAGGAUUUCCAGACCGAUAAUGCAUUAUCCCUGCAUGCGGUCAAUUAUCAUCUGGAUGACUUGGAUAUCUCCGUGCCCGGACCGGUACAAUUGUAUGCCAUGCCUUCUCGAGAGGUGGCGGAUCACAUGUUCGAGGCGUAUUUGGCUACCGUGCAUCCGUUCUACCCCAUUAUCAACAAACCUCUUUUUUCUGCACAAUACCGGACGUUCUUUGACAGCGCUGCUCAACCCGGUGACAAGUGGCUGGCUAUUUUGAACAUGAUAUUCGCAAUCGGAGCUAAAUAUGGCCAUCUCAUCGACGCACCGUGGCGUGGGGACGAGAAGGACCACUUGGUAUAUCUGACUAGGGCUAGGAUUCUUAGUAUGAACGGCGAUGUCCUGUUCAGCCAUCCUGAUCUCCAGCAAGUCCAGGUGGAGGGCUUGAUUGCCUUCUAUCUUCUCGCUUCUGAUCAAAUCAACCGGUCGUGGAGAAUCUCGGCCUUGGCAGUGCGGUCUGCAAUCACACUUGGAAUCAACAUGAAAAGCAGCAGUCCAACCACACCCGAUCUUUCAAAAGAAGCUCGCUACCGAGUCUGGUGGUGUCUCUAUACAUUUGAACACAUGCUCGGAAUAAUGACUGGUCGGGCAACUUGUGUCCAGGACGGAGUGUGGACCUCGCCUUUCCCGAUUCCAUUUGAAGAAGAACAGUUACAAGAGCCCAGUGCUCUGGAAGUACUCACAAACACUACACUGCGAGACGAACGAAUCAACAACAUCGUGGCAAGUGCGUCUAUCAGACAAAUGCCGUUCCACCCGGUAAAUGGUAAGGAUGCCAGUGGUCACACUCGAGCACGAGACACGACAUGGAUCCAAAACCUGCCUGUCAACUACGGGCUCUGUUAUCUCUACUAUUGCGACUUGUCAGUCAUAGUGCAAGAAAUCGUCAAUAGAGUCUACUCAGUGGACUGCGUGAUGAUACCAUGGGCACAAAUUGAGACCCGGAUUGGUGAACUCAAGUUCCGAACUGAGACAUGGCAAUCCAACCUUCCAAUCGGGCUCGACUUUACACGCAAGGAAGACAAUGCACCAGAUAUCCUUCGCUACAAACUGACCUUAGCGCUGCAUUAUUACAGUGCGCGGAUCACACUAGGCCGCCCCUGUCUCUGCCGGCGUGACGCGCGCCAGGGACCUACUCCUUCCUUCAGUCACGAAAUGGCAGUGGUCACCCUGAAGUCUGCACGGCACAUGCUGGAUCUGAUCCCGGAUGAGCCAGAUGCUCUCCAGAUCUACCGAGUUGCUCCAUGGUGGUGCAUCCUCCACUAUCUCAUGCAAGCAGCGACCGUUCUCCUCCUCGAGCUGUCUUUCGGCACCGUUCACAUGCCAGAAGAAGAAAACAACUUCAUUGGUCUGUCUAAGAAGGCAAUCCGUUGGCUCUUCGCAAUGUCCGAGCAGAGUAUUGCCUCUCGACGCGCCUGGCAGCUCUGCGACCUCAGCCUCCGCAAACUGGCUCAGGGCAUGAAGUACGACGUCAACGACAUGCCUUCUUACCCAUAUACCCCAGAGCCUACAUCCACUAUCAGCUCAAACCCGCCAUCCAACCAGUCUAUCUCUCAUGCAACUGGUGACUACCGGGGCCCGCAGCUAGAAUACCUCCCGGUGUCUGCUCCGGAUGCACCGCCUGGUGAAGACCAGCACAUCUACCCGAGCUUCCCGACUGCGGACCUGAUGGACUCCUUGACCGUUGAGGCCCAGGACUCGUACUUCCCUUAUGAUUCCAUCAGCGGGGAGUUUAUGCGUUCUUUCUUUCCUCAUUCUCAUGAGAACGAGAACUGGGAAUCUUGA